Molecule: messenger RNA, 1836 nt
Organism: Glycine soja
Lineage: Eukaryota; Viridiplantae; Streptophyta; Magnoliopsida; Fabales; Fabaceae
Product: ureidoglycolate hydrolase-like
Exons: 12
Coding region: 129-1523 (464 amino acids)
Molecular function (GO): hydrolase activity, acting on carbon-nitrogen (but not peptide) bonds, in linear amidines
Source: RefSeq, a predicted model, not a curated record
UAAAAGAAAGUGAUAGUUUCACGUGAAUGCACAGAAACAGAACACGUGCAAACAAACGAGGAAUCCUUUAUUGCUGCCGAUGAGGUAGGUGUGGCUGGUGAUAGCAACAACAAUUUAAUACCUCAAAAAUGGUUCACUCUCUGCUCCUACUUCUUCUCCUCCUCACUCUCACUGCAACCUCUGCUCAACAUGACGGCCCUUCGAUCACAGCCACCAUGGAGCAAUUCUCCGGUUACAAAAUCCACGAACCUCACUCUUUCCAACCCUCUUCACUCUCCGUUGAUGCUCAGGCUCUUCAGAACCAGAUUGAUGAGCUUGCGGCGUUUUCUGACUCACCUGCUCCAUCAGUAACCAGGGUCUUGUAUACUGACAAGGAUGUUUUAGGUCGCAGGUAUGUAAAAACCCAGAUGGAACUUGCUGGCCUAUCUGUGAGAGAGGAUGCUGUUGGUAACAUAUUUGGUCGUUGGGAUGGCCUUGAACCUGAGCUUGCUGCAGUUGCAACAGGUUCGCACAUUGAUGCUAUACCUUACUCGGGAAAAUAUGAUGGAGUUGUUGGUGUUUUAGGUGCUAUUGAAGCCAUCAGAGUCCUGAAAAGGUCUGGUUUUAAACCUAGAAGACCAUUGGAAGUCAUAUCAUUCACAUCAGAAGAACCAACACGCUUUGGAAUAGGUUGCUUGGGAAGCCGCCUAUUGGCUGGAAGUGAGGAUCUUGCAAAUUCUCUAAAGACAUCAACUGAUAUUCAAAACAUAUCUUUCCUAGAUGCUGCGGGAUCUGCUGGGUAUUCAAAAAAUGAAGAUGACUUAUCCAGUGUAUUUUUAAAGAAAGGAACAUAUUCUGCUUUUGUAGAACUGCACAUAGAACAAGGACCUAUUCUGGAAGAUGAAGGUAUAUCUAUAGGCAUAGUUACUGCCAUUGCAGCUCCAGCAAGUCUAACGGUUGAAUUUGAAGGCAAUGGUGGCCAUGCGGGUGCUGCCCUUAUGCCUAACAGAAAUGAUGCUGGUCUGGCUGCUUCUGAAUUAGCCCUGGCUGUAGAGAGGCAUGUGUUGGAUUCUGGUUCAAUUGAUACUGUUGGCACUGUCGGUAUCCUGGAACUGCAUCCUGGAGCAAUCAACAGCAUCCCCAGCAAAUCUCACCUAGAAAUUGACACAAGAGACAUUGAUGAGGAAAGAAGAAAUAAAGUGGUUGAGAAAAUUCAUCAAUCAGCAAUUAAAAUAACCAAAACACGAGGUGUCAAGCUCUCUGAUUUCCGUGUCAUCAAUCAGGAUCCACCAGCCAUUUCUGAUGAAGCAGUCAUCAAGGCAGUAGAGACUGCAACAAAAGAACUAAACUUGACAAGCAAGUUGAUGAUUAGUAGAGCCUAUCAUGAUUCAUUGUUUAUGGCCAGGUUGUCUCCAAUGGGCAUGAUUUUCAUUCCAUGUUACAAAGGGUACAGCCAUAAGCCUGAAGAGUUUGCCACCAUUGAAGAUAUGUCAAAUGGUGUAAAGGUAUUGGCGCUCACCCUAGCCAAAUUGUCCAGUCAGUAACAUCUUCUGUAUUGAGUUUAUGUGGACUAUCAUUGUAGAAAAAGGACAUGUAAUUUAUUUCUGUUACAGCCUACUGAUUAAAUAAUUUCAAAUUUUGGAUAUACCCCCUUUAAUCUAUCAGAAUGAGGGGCUGAACCAUUCAAUAUGAAAAGUGGAUCUAUAAGAACCACUUUUUUAUAGGACUAAAAUGAAAACUCCCUGUGGAAGGAGUCACGGCAGUGAAUUUUAUUUCACCAGAGUGUUUAAAAGACAAAGGAACUACUGAUAUUGUAGAAUCCAGUUGCAAUACCCCAACCAGAAUAGCCUUUUUAUA